CAGUGCGCACUAAACCGCCAACGGAUUUACACAUUUUCAGUGUUAAGCGUGAAAUAAAGUGUAAUAUGCCCUUCAACAGAGUAUAUUUAUCUAAAUAAUAAAUUGACAAGUAAACUCGCGGUUGUGUUUAAUAUUAAUAUUAAUCUCAAGAGCGGAAACUUUGUCGAAGAGUAAAUUAAUUAAUUGUACGUCUUCUGCUCUCAGACACUCUACUCAUGGAUUCGUAAUGUCUAAUUCAGACAUGUCUUAUCAUUAUUUAAUGAUUAAUCGUUGCUCAAUGCAACUUAUCAAUCUUAAACCAUGAUCCACUAAUUUAUUAAUUAUUUAUUUGUGCUGUGUUGUGCUUUUAUUUUUUAUUUCGUUUUAUUAACACCUUUGAUAUUUUAAUAAUAAAUAUCAAGUGUUUAUUUUUUAUUAAAUCCAGUGGAUUUAUUUGGUAUUGUCAUUUUUUUUAUCAUGGAAGAAAUUCGGCUUACAAUGGAUACAUCUUAUCAUAUUCAUGGAGUAUGUCACACGGAAGAUGACAGCGAAACUAUGCGGUUACAGAAUAAAACGAGAUCCAGCUCAAACGCCUGCAGAAACACUCCUCAAAGGACGUCAAAGACCCCUGGUGGGUGGAGCUCGAGUAGUUGGAGUAGUAGUUGGAAGCUGAUACUGUUGAUAAACGUGAGUCUUUUCGCAACAGCAAACUCAGCAUUUUGCCCGAGCGGAUGUACCUGUGAUGACGAAGCCCUCGUUGUCUCUUGUGUAGGCGUUAAUCUCGAUGUUAUUCCAAUCGCGCUUAAUCCCUCGACGCAGAGGAUAGUCCUCAAGGAGAGUCGCAUACGGAUGGUAGACGCAGCAGCCUUCCAAUUCUAUGGGGACCUGAAAAAUGUCGACCUCUCGAGCAAUCAUUUGUUUACCAUUCCAAAUGGAAGUUUUGCCGCCCAAAAGAAUCUCGUAGAGCUUCAUCUUAAACACAACAAAAUAUCCGCCCUGACCGAAAAAACCUUCCAGGGUUUGGUCUCUCUUACAGUACUUAAUUUACGCGACAAUUAUUUAGAAACGUUGACCAACGGAUUGUUUACUUCACUAACGAAGCUAGAAGAGCUUGAUCUGGGACAGAAUAGGAUUUCAAAAGUCGAGCCAGGCGCAUUUCAAAAGUUAGGCGCCCUACGUGUCUUGUAUUUAGACGACAAUCAGUUAAAGUCAAUUCCCUCGCCGGCAUUGGCGCCCCUAAAUGCUCUUGCUGAGCUACACAUCGGGUUGAAUGGAUUCUCAGCGCUUCCGGAUGAAGCUUUUAAAGGCCUGGAACGGCUCGCGGUGUUAGAUUUAAUGGAUGCCGGGCUGGACAACAUAAGCGAGGGGGCUUUUCGGGGUCUGGAUUCAUUAAGAUCCCUAAAACUCGGGGGCAACAAGUUACGUGAAGUCCCGACAAAGCAGCUAUCGUUAUUAAGCCGGCUGGAGGAACUAAUUCUCGGGCAAAAUUCGUUUACGAUGCUUCGCUCUGGUGCAUUUACAAGUUUGUCGAAUCUGAAGAAGCUGGAUAUAUCUGGAGCUAAAUUACUGACGACAGUGGAGCGUGGUGCGUUUGCCGAUAAUGGUAAUCUUGAGACGUUAAUCCUGAAAAGUAAUCGUCGACUAACUACCAUGGAAGACGGUGCACUGGCCGGUUUACCGAAUCUACGUCACUUAAUGCUACGGGAUAACGCUUUUACGAGUUUUCCAGAAUCUUUAGUAGCGUGGGGUGAAUUACGUCGACUUGAUUUGAGUGAAAAUCCGGUCGUUUGUGACUGUAAUCUUCUGUGGCUGGCUGAAGUUUUAGUUGCUCGAAAUUCAAGUCCUGUGAUUUGCGCAGAACCUAAUGAAUCCCGUGGUAAACCGCUAAAGGGUAUGGAACCUGAUGAAUUGGGUUGUGCCUUCUCAGAUCCCAGAAAGCAGGCGCUUAUAGCCACUGUGUGUGCCGCGGGUUUGGCUUUGUUUGCUGGAAUGGCAUUCUUCCUCUACUACCGCUGUCGCAAGCGUGUUCGUGACGCCCUAAAGGAUUACAAGUGGAAGAACCGGGCGAUAUCCCGAAAGGAACACGAGUAUCAGAAGACAUUUUCCGACGAAGAGUACAUUGUCCGUACCCACGGAGCUCACCAUCACCGACAGCACCCAGCUCACUCCCUGCAGCAGCAACAGCAGCAUCAACAGUCGGCUCCGAUCGAUAACAAUAACUCUGUGAUAACCAGCAAUGGAUCUGCACGACACAUGAGUCAUUCGCUAAGACGGAAUCCCCCAGCUCUUCCGGCUCGGGCUGACUCUUGUCGCAUUGUCAACGACGAGCAUCAUUCAUCAUCCCAAAGGGAGAAGCAACACUCACCUCCGUGUCCUCAAUCAUCGUAUCCUACUUUACCGAUAAACGGUCACUCGACAGUUUCCUCUUACUAUUACCGGGAGCAACGUGACAAUGCUAGUAGUAGUAGUAGUAGUAGUAAUCCUUCUCGAGAGAGAGAUAGAGACAGAGACAGAGACAGAGAGAGGGAACGGGAACGGGAACGAAGUAUCCGUGAUCGAGAGUUACCUCCGCUUCCGCCUCACAGAAACAAUGAGCCAAUGGAACUUGAGAUCCACGACCAGUUGGGUAGCAACGCUGGAUACAGAGAAUAGAUAAAUAUCCUAUCUAUAGUCUAGGGAUUUUAAUUUAACUGCCGAAAAUAAAAUCAAGACUGAUAUUGAUGGUUAUCCAUGCACAGAGCUUCUUCCCUCCUUAUUCCGAAUCGAGUUUUAAGAGGAUACCUACCCCAGUAUCAAUACCAAUUGGAUUCAAGAUUCAGAGUCCAAGAUAAACAAUGAGAGUGUGUCAAAUUGCCAACCAACUGAAAUAAACAGAAAGAAAGAGUUAAUGGGCUAGCUAGCUGGUUGUUUUUUUUUUUUUUUUCAAUAUUUUUUUUUUCAUUCUUUUUUUCAAAUUUAAUGAUACUAGUACUACUGGUGAAUUCUUCCGAGGCAGCUCAUCACGGGAUCCGGGUAUAAAGUCAAGACUGAAAUACGUCUAAUAAGACAACACAUUCCUCGGGUAUUUAUUUUAAAUGUCACCGGAAUGUCGUGAGUCACUCUGUAAUUAUAUAUUAUAUAUUACAUAUAUACUAUAUGUGUAAGUGUGUGUAAUUAUUUGCGGAUGUUACGUUAAUGGAUGAUAAUGAGAAUGUUAAAUGUUGAGAAUAACAAGGAAGAAAGAUAUUCUUCUAUAAGGAGUAGGUUCGAUAGCGGGAUAGAUAGUAAUUUAAAUUAUUAUUAUUAUUAUUAUUAUUGUUAUUGAUAUUAUUUAAUUUAAGAACAGUAACAAAAAUGAUGGUCUAAAAGAGGGAAUUUAAUUUUUAAAAAGGACUUGUUUACCUCUGGGUCUUGUAUUAUACAAACAUAAGAGAAUAAUAAUAAUAAAUAAAUAAAUAAAUAAUAUUGAAUCUGUUUUUGUUACUUAAACAGAUAAAUAUAUAAAUAUAAAUGUAUGAUUAUUUUCUCAAGUUAAAAGAGAGUAUUAAUAAUUAAGUACAUAUAAUAAAAAAGACUAUAUGUCAAAAUUAAAAAAAAAAAAUAUUUGUAGGUAUUGUAGAAAAGACCUUGAUGUGAAAAACAAAAUAAAUAUGUACCAGAGACGUGUUCACGCGUAAAAUAAUAAUAAA
Molecule: messenger RNA, 3647 nt
Organism: Cotesia glomerata
Lineage: Eukaryota; Metazoa; Arthropoda; Insecta; Hymenoptera; Braconidae
Product: insulin-like growth factor-binding protein complex acid labile subunit
Exons: 5
Coding region: 457-2631 (724 amino acids)
Cellular component (GO): extracellular matrix
Molecular function (GO): protein binding
Source: RefSeq, a predicted model, not a curated record